Molecule: messenger RNA, 393 nt
Organism: Populus euphratica (Euphrates poplar)
Lineage: Eukaryota; Viridiplantae; Streptophyta; Magnoliopsida; Malpighiales; Salicaceae
Exons: 1
Coding region: 1-393 (130 amino acids)
Source: RefSeq, a predicted model, not a curated record
AUGUCUACACCAUUAGACCAGCAGCAGCAGCAAGAAACACCAUCCAUGGAAGUGAGCCAACAAGCUGCCUACACCCACAAUGGUCAUGGGUCGGUUGGACCAGUGAUAGCAGUUCUAGCAGUGAUCACUAUAUUGGGAGUCAUAGCAGGAAUGAUUGGCAGGCUUUGUUCAGGUCGUCGGAUCUUGGGUCAUGGACAAUACGAUUUUGAGGGUUGGGUAGAAAGAAAAUGCUCCUCUUGUCUCGAUGGCCAUGUUGACCCGCCUCCGGCCCGACACGCAGAUAUUCCGGUGGCAGCUCCGGUGGUGGAGGAGGUUCCGCCAGAGAUUAAAGAAGAAGAGCAAGAGCAACAACAAAGUGAACAUAAGCCACAUCCAAGUGCCAGUGGAUCUUGA